AUGGCUGAAGCAGCAGUUUCCUUUGUUGCAGAGCGGCUUUUUGAUCUGCUCAAAGAAGAAGUUGUUUUCCUGAAAAAUGUCCAGGAACAAGUUGAAGGAGUGGGAAACGAGCUUGUUCGGAUGAAGUGUUUCCUGAAAGAUGCAGAUAUGAAGCAAGUGGAAGAGCAAGCCGCAACAAUCCGCAACUGGGUAUCUGAAAUCAGAUCAGUUGCCUACCAUGCUGAGGAUGUGAUUGAAAUAUUCAUCCACCAAGUUGCUUCCCUAGAACGAAAGAGCUUCUUCAUUAAGUGCGCCCUUUUCCCUAAGAAACUAUAUUGGCUUCACAAAGUAGGGGAAGAGAUUGAGUCGAUUCAGAGCAGAAUUUUGGAAAUAUCCAACAGCCGGGAGAGAUAUGGCAUCAUCUCAUAUCAAGGGCUGGGAAUCGGGGAAGGGUCGAGCACAACACGCGAGAAGAUGCGUGAAUUGCGACGCUCCUCUCCUUUGGUUGCCAAUAAGGAUGUUGUUGGCCUAAAGAAGCAUGUGAACGCCGUAGUGUCAAUCCUUCUAAGGGAGGACAAACGGCUUCGUGUUGCUUCAAUUGUGGGUAUGGGUGGCCUCGGUAAGACGACUCUUGCCAAAGAAGUUUAUAACGAAGCUCACAUCAGAGACCAGUUUGACUGUCAAGCAUGGAUUUAUGUAUCCCAAGAUUAUAAACCCGCAAAGAUCAUCAAGGAACUCAUUUUACAACUGGCAAAUCCAGAAGAAGAUAAAGUGAAGAUUGUGGAAACAAUGGACAAAUUGUCAGAGGCUGGAUUGGAGGAAAUGCUCCAGAGGCGCUUGGAAGGAAAACGCUAUCUGAUUGUUCUUGAUGACAUCUGGACCAAAGAAGCAUGGGAUCUUCUUGCUAGGUCAUUUCCAGACAAUGAUAAGUCAAGUAGAUUGCUACUUACCAGCCGCAUAAAGGAGGUUGCUUUGCACGCAGAUGCCCAUACUAUACCGUACGAACUUAAAGUAUUGAACGAGGAGGAGAGCUGGGAACUCUUUCUCAAGAAAUCAUUCCCCGAGGAAAGAGAGUGUCCAGAGGACUUGGUGGACGUUGGGAAAGAGAUUCUGGAAAAAUGUGAUGGCUUGCCACUGGCAAUCACUGUCAUAGGAGGCCUCUUAGCUGGGAAGAAGAAGCAAAGAAGUGAGUGGGAGAGGGUAAAGAGAAACCUCAGCUCACACCUUGCAGGAAGCCAAACUUAUGGCGUAUCCGCAAUUUUGGCGUUGAGUUAUCACGACUUACCUCCCGACUUGAAAUCUUGCUUUCUCUAUUUAGGCCUUCUCCGAAAAGACAGAGACAUUUCUGUGCAGCAGCUCAAGCACCUAUGGAUUGCCCAUGGUCUAAUUCAUCAAAAUCUGGGAGAACAACAGAGAUUAGAGGACAUUGCGGAGGAUUAUCUCGAUGAGCUCAUUGGCAGAAAUAUGGUUCAAGUGAUCCUAGUUAGAGCAGAUGACAGAGUUAGAAGUUGCCGGCUCCACGAUCUCCUGCGAGACUUUUGUAUCAUGAAAGCAAAGGAAGAAAUAUUUCUCAUCAAUCUCGACACCAUGUCCUUUACUGUCCACUCGAGAGAUAGUAUUGGGAAACUAGGUUGCUUGAAGUACUUAGGCAUAGGAUGGAAGACACGCAUAAAGAUGCUUCCCCCUUCUUUAAUUCGGUUGAAAAACUUGGAAACGAUUGAUAUGCCCAUGUCUAGGCAUUAUUCUGUACUAAUUCCUAAUGUCUUGGGGAAGUUAGAGAAUCUGCGGCGUCUGCUUGGUUACAUAAAUUCCCCGAGCCUAUUGAAGAUUGACCUACCCAACAAUCUCCAAAUUAUAGGCAGCAUACCUGUUAAGCACUGGAUGCAUAAUGAAAACCUGACAAGAAUGACUAAUCUCCAGAAAGUUGGUUUGUUCAUUCAAGAUGAUCAUGACCUAGACAUGGAUCGAUUGUGUGAUUCACUUGCGGAGCUUAAGAACCUUCAGUCCUUGUGCUUGGAAGUAGAGGGUCGCUCGCAAAUUUCUCUGGUUGCUGGUUUAUCUAAGGUGAGUCAUAUUGCCAAGCUUAAGUUGAAGGGACGGCUAGCCUCAAUGCCAGCUCAUCCUUGUGUAUUUCCGCACAACCUUUGUCAGCUGACUUUGGUGAACUCCAAGCUUCAUCCAGAUUCAAUCCAAGUGCUGGAGAAGUUAACCAACUUGUCAGUUCUAAAACUAGUUAACGCUUUUGAUGGAAGGACACACUAUGACAGUCUAACAGUAUCAGAGAAUGGGUUCCGUGGGCUCAUGUUUCUCAGGGUGGAACUACUAACUAUGACAGAAAUGAAGCUAGGGAAAGGUGCAAUGGCAGGACUCAAACACCUGCAGAUCUUCGACUGCUACUCGUUGAGGAAGCUCCCAGAAGAGUUGAUAUUAUUGACCAACCUUGAGAAGCUGGAGAUUCGAGGAAUGCCUGAAGAAUUUUGUGCUAGGCUUCAAACUUCAGAUUUUCACAAACUCCAACAUAUUCCCAAUGUUGUGGUUGGACCUCCUAGUACAAAUGAAGAUGAACUGGAGAUUCUUGCUUUGCGUGAUAAGAUCAGGAUAGGGUUCAUGGCAAAUAUGGCAGCAUUAAAGUUCAUUGAUAAGGGGAGGAUGACGAAUGUCAAUACUGAUUGA
Nicotiana tabacum (common tobacco) is the source of this 2652-nucleotide messenger RNA. The record is from RefSeq and is a predicted model, not a curated record. NCBI's taxonomy places the organism in Eukaryota, Viridiplantae, Streptophyta, Magnoliopsida, Solanales, Solanaceae.